This is a messenger RNA of Cetraspora pellucida, 882 nucleotides long. NCBI's taxonomy places the organism in Eukaryota, Fungi, Glomeromycota, Glomeromycetes, Diversisporales, Gigasporaceae. The record is from the annotation of a GenBank genome assembly.
AUGCUAUCUUUAACCUCCCAAUUCUUAGUAUUUAGGCAUUCUGUCCCCAUAAGACAUUUUGCAAACAUCAUUUCUUUACGGCAAGCAAACAAAGCCAUCCAAAGAAGCAAUGAUCAAGUGAUAAUAAAUCCUUACACAUUAGAAGGCUCAAACCCAAUUUUAAAGGAAUCGCCACAAAUUUUAGGCGUCAAAGAGAUACCAAGAUCAAAUGAACAAAUUAAUCAAUUAACAUGGUUUCAAAGAUUGAGAAAUGUAUUUGAUAAAGAAAAAAAUAAGAAAGUUAGAGAAAAGUUAAUAAAAGAAUAUAAUACACCAUACUGGAAAGAUUUAACUGAAUUAAGAAAACAUGGAGAAAAGUUAUGGGAAGCUAAUCCUGAGUUAGUCAAUACUGAGAAAGCACUAUACAUGCCUAAUAUAAAGGCGUGUUCCUUAUCUAAUCCAAAAAUCGACACAACAGAUCUACUCCAAAAUCAAACUUCUUUAGUCGUCAUAAGCUUCAAUCAAUAUGGAGAAGAUCAUGUAAAAACAUUCAUUGAAACAUUUUACAAAAAUUUCUCUAAUCACGCAAAGAUACAAUUUAUGAAGGUGACUAUUGAGCCGAAUUUUGCAAAGACUUUCAUUAUAAAAUUAUUCGUGAUUCCAUCUUUAAGGAGAAAUAUUCCAAAAUCACUUCAUAAAAAUUAUAUUUUUACUUUCAAUAAGGAUCCAAUCUUGUUUGAAGCAUUGGGAAUGAAUAAUUUAUAUAGGGGAUACACGUUCUUGGUUGAUUCAAAUUGUAAAAUAAGAUGGUCUGCUCAUGGAAAGGCGACAUCAAACGAAUUAGAAACCAUGUUAAGAUUGACUGAAUUUUUAGACAAUCAGAAUCAUUCUAAUGUUAGAUAA